UGUGUGUGCGGGUGACUAAUACACGACUCGUCUCCAGCUGGACUUACCACAUACCAACCCAUUCCCUUAAAGAGCUCAACGGGAGUAUUCAACUCGAAUUUGAGCAUAUAAUAGGUUCACCUGUCAAACGAGGAUUCGUAUUAAAAGGAAAAAUUCGGAGAAGGAACCUUUUGUCGAAAAAAUGAGCUCUGAGACGAAGAGUGUGGAAAAAAGAAGCGUUGUUGAAGAUGUACAAGUAAACGUAGAAGCCUUAAAAAAAGCUACGAGUCAAAGAGAGUCGCGUCUCGUGUACCGUGUACUUCGUACUACAUGUGACAUUAGUAAAAAACUGAACGCUAAAUCGUUCAGGGAACUUAUAAAGAAAUACUAUGGCGGCGAUACUGCUACUCGUAAUGAACUUUUACGCCUGUUUGAACAAGAAGACGGAAACGACGAUGCAACGAUGAUGGAUGAAGACAAAUCAGCAAAGGAAUCAAGUCCAGACCAGUCUGCAUUAGUGACAGAGGUCAAUAUGUACUUAAAGUUGCUUAUGGGAGUCCAUCUUUAUCACUACAAACAUUAUGAUAUUGGCUAUGUGUUUAUGAAAAAGACAAUUGAUGAAUUACAAGGAUUCAAUCGUCGUACGCUGGACCAGAUUGCUGCGAAGCUGUACUUUUACUUCACACUCUUUUCCGAGAGAUGCAACUCCUCGUCUGAAUGCCGUGAGACGUUGCUUUCCGUUCACAGAACUGCAACUCUACGUCAUGACACAGAGACACAGGCCAUGGUGCUGACGCUAUUGCUGCGAAACUAUAUCCAGUACAAUUUGUACGACCAAGCCGAUCGACUUAUUUCCAAAACUACAUUGCCCACGGACGCAGGCAACAACCUCGCCAUCCGUUACCAGUACUACAUCGGACGGAUUCGUGCCAUCCAGCUCGACUACACGACUGCUCAUGAGCACUUGGUGAGCGCUAUUCGCAAGGCACCCAACACCGUGUAUGCUGCACAAUUUCUGCAGGCCGUUUAUAAGCUGCAUAUUGUGGUUCAGUUGCUCAUGGGAGACAUUCCUGAGCGCCGUCUUUUCCGCCAAAAGUCAUUGGAGCACUUGCUUUUACCGUAUCUGCGCAUCAGCCAGGCUGUUCGUGCCGGUGACCUUGCUGCAUUCACGGAUGCCUUGUCGAAGUACGAGAGCGAGUUCCGUGAAGACGGUCUGUACAGUCUGAUUUGUCGUCUGCGGCAUACCGUUAUCAAGACGGGUCUUCGUAUGAUCUCGUUGGCUUAUUCCCGCAUCUCGUUGCGCGACAUUUGUCUCAAGCUGGGUCUUGACAGCGAGGAAAGUGCUGAGUAUGUAGUUGCCAAGGCUAUUCGUGACGGUGUGAUCGGUGCUUCCCUCAACCACGAGCAGGGCUACAUGGCCAGUAAUGAGGCUGUAGACAUUUACUCGACUCAGCAGCCUCAGGAGGCCUUCCACGAGCGCAUUAAGUUUUGUCUAGCCCUCCACAACGACAGUGUGAAAAGCAUGCGUUUCCCCAUGGACGCUCACAAGCGCGAGCUGAAGGGUCUGGAAGAAGCCCGUAAGCGUAUGGACAAGGAGAUGGCCGAAGCCGACUUGGACGCGGACGAACCUGAUCUGGGCGAGUUCUAGGCAAGCCUGAAUGGAGUGUCGUCCCGCGGGCUUUCCUGCUCAGCACCAUACAUUGCCAUACAGAUUCCUCCUUUGCUAGACAAUUGUGAAUAGUGAUGCCUAACGCUAUGUGGGGGUAGGUGGGCGAUUUGGAGGGUGCGUAUGCGUUCGUUCGCGCUAGUGCACGUUAAAUGAUAUAGCGAAGAGUGACCACACUACCUCGCUCGUCCUCGCCUCGCUAAAUUUCGCUAAAUUUCGUAAUAAUAAAUAUUGUGUCGCUGUUCAAAGACUC
Messenger RNA from Schizosaccharomyces japonicus yFS275, 1898 nucleotides. Its product is annotated as 19S proteasome regulatory subunit Rpn3. The transcript is spliced from 2 exons. Gene Ontology annotation, molecular function: enzyme regulator activity. Gene Ontology annotation, biological process: regulation of protein catabolic process. Lineage: Eukaryota; Fungi; Ascomycota; Schizosaccharomycetes; Schizosaccharomycetales; Schizosaccharomycetaceae. Bases 182 to 1627 code for a protein of 481 amino acids. The record is from RefSeq and is a predicted model, not a curated record. Gene Ontology annotation, cellular component: proteasome complex; proteasome regulatory particle, lid subcomplex.